AAGCUGGAUAGGACUGGAUCCGCACCCCAUAGUCUGCUUGUUAUAGAAACGCUAGUAUUGCCUUCACCUUGCUGCAUCCAGAUUCCACAGCUCAGAACUAAAUGGCGCCAGCUACAAAGGAAACUCUUACUGAGGUGAAGGAGAGGCUGGAUCAGCUUCUGCUCCAACUAAUGGAUGACUUGGAGGCACUGAAGGUGAAAAGAGAACAGCUCAACAGCCUCAUAGAGAAGGGCUGGUUCUGCCUUUCUCAGUCACGAUAUUCCAUGGGAAAUAAAUUUGUAUCUUCUCUGCAGUAUGAGCAAGACAUGGUUCCCUCCGUCUGUGUCCAGGGCAGCACCUCGGAGGAUGGUGUGACAGUGUUUCAGGUUGAGAAUAUUGAGUCGGGACAUGGAGAGUCUGGAAAAAGUGAGGAAAUGCGAGAAGUCGAGACAGUUGGAGCAGGGGAUCAAGUGCUGAGACUCCGAGGCCACAAGUCAACCACGGAGACUCCUAAACACCCAAAGACUGAAGGAAGUCAGAAACCGAGGCCGCCACCUAGUAAUGACCCCUUGCGCUGGUUUGGGGUGCUUGUUCCUCAGAGCCUUCGCCAAGCACAGAGUACUUUCCGCCAGGGUAUCCUCCUGGCUGCUGAAGUCGCCUCCCUACAGAGCAACAUCGAUGAGACCCGCAAACAGUACCGAGCAUUACUGACUGACAAACACCGGCUACAGUCUCAGCCUGUCUGUGCAUAAACAUUUCCUUCAGGAAGAUUUAAGGGACGGGCCACAAAAUACUGAUCGUUC
This is a messenger RNA of Nanorana parkeri, 782 nucleotides long. It is a transcript of the gene VMA22, whose product is annotated as coiled-coil domain containing 115. NCBI's taxonomy places the organism in Eukaryota, Metazoa, Chordata, Amphibia, Anura, Dicroglossidae. The transcript is spliced from 5 exons. The record is from RefSeq and is a predicted model, not a curated record. Gene Ontology annotation, cellular component: extrinsic component of endoplasmic reticulum membrane. The coding region runs from base 102 to 731 and encodes 209 amino acids. Gene Ontology annotation, biological process: vacuolar proton-transporting V-type ATPase complex assembly.